AUGGAUGACACAGGAGAUACUGAAUACAAUAAUACCCAUCGAGCCUUCCUACAAGCCUUUCUUGCCAGAUCAACUUUGACAUAUGAGCAAGCCAAACCCAUCUUAGCAGCAAUUUUUGGCGCUCAAGAAAAGCGUGACUACUUGGUGGAAGAUGUCACUGAAUCUGACUUCAUAAAAUAUGUUACCACCAUUAACAACGCCGUUUCUCCCUAUGAUCUCGAGAUCCGAAGCACUUUCCACCAAAUCACACGACAGCGUAUCUAUGCCUUGGUCAAUUCGACAAGCGACGCCAUUACACAACUCGCGACGACGCACUCAGCAGAUGAGAUCAGCUUCCUCAAGCGCGUCCUUGACGCUAUUUUCGAGACAAACAACACAAGACGACAUGAGGUGAUGGCGAUCAGCUCGAUGCAGGCAGUCAAGCUAGCCAAAGCGCCGAGCGAUCGAAGAACUUCACAGAAUGGGGCAGAGACACAGGGCAGCUCCGGACAGGGUCUUACGCUUGUGCAGGCGGAGAAGAUGCUAAAGACGGUGGUCGAAGAAGGGUGGUUUGAGAAGAGCAGGAAGGGAUUCUACAGUCUGACACCGAGAGCAUUGAUGGAACUCCGAGGCUGGCUGAUGGAGACAUACAAUGACGAGGACGAGGAUGAAGAGGACCGGAUGAUAAGGAUCAAACAGUGCUACGCUUGCAAAGAGAUUAUCACAACUGGUCAACGCUGUCCGAUUCGCGAUUGCCCAUGUCGCUUGCAUGACAUUUGCACUCAGCGGUUUUUCACCACCCAAAAGGGCAAGAGAUGUCCAGUCUGCAAAACGGAAUGGACAGGGAGAGAUUUUGUAGGCGAAAGAGCAGCUGUCGACAUGAAAGAGAAGGCGAAGAGGAGGAGUUCAAACGGAACUUCUAGGCCUGCGCAAUCAUUUGUCGAAGCCGAGUCAGAUGCAGCAGCCGGUGAAGCUGAGGUCGACGAUGAUGACGGAUGA
Messenger RNA from Bacidia gigantensis, 978 nucleotides. RefSeq lists its product as uncharacterized. Gene Ontology annotation, biological process: double-strand break repair via homologous recombination; DNA damage tolerance. The record is from RefSeq and is a predicted model, not a curated record. Lineage: Eukaryota; Fungi; Ascomycota; Lecanoromycetes; Lecanorales; Ramalinaceae. Gene Ontology annotation, molecular function: ubiquitin-protein transferase activity. Gene Ontology annotation, cellular component: Smc5-Smc6 complex; nucleus. The transcript is spliced from 3 exons. The coding region runs from base 1 to 978 and encodes 325 amino acids.